This is a messenger RNA of Liolophura sinensis, 813 nucleotides long. Its product is annotated as cyclin-dependent kinases regulatory subunit 1-like. The record is from RefSeq and is a predicted model, not a curated record. NCBI's taxonomy places the organism in Eukaryota, Metazoa, Mollusca, Polyplacophora, Chitonida, Chitonidae. The transcript is spliced from 3 exons. Gene Ontology annotation, molecular function: cyclin-dependent protein serine/threonine kinase regulator activity. Bases 53 to 295 code for a protein of 80 amino acids.
UCGAACAGGCAAGGCGGUGUUGCAGACUUUGAGUUCACGCUCUGCUUCAACUAUGGCCCAUAACAAAAUUUAUUACUCAGACAAAUAUUGUGAUGAUUACUAUGAAUAUAGACACGUUAUGCUACCAAAGGAAAUAGCCAAAUUGGUUCCAAAAAAGACAUUAAUGUCAGAGGCCGAAUGGCGGAGGAUAGGAGUACAACAGAGUCAGGGCUGGGUGCAUUAUAUGAUACAUGAACCAGAACAACACAUCCUGCUAUUUAGGCGACCAGUCACAACUCCCCCACCGGAAUAUUAGGCGAAGAAGCAGUGAGUGGGCAGUUAGUGCUUAUACCCAGUUUACCAUCAGCCUUUGUGGGAGGUUACCGUGAUGGUGUUCUUGGGGGCGUUACUUUUACUGCUGUUGCGCCGCACAUUUACACUACUCUGGGUGGAGCCAUCUCUCUAGUCCCCACUAGAGCUCCUGUUGGACUCUGUAUCUUUGCUGACCGCUCAGCUGCUUUGUGGACUGUACUCUGGGAUGACCUGUAUAUAUGUGCAUAGUGAACUGGAGAUUUCUUUAAUGUGACUCAUCUGUCUGUUUCUUCCCUUCUGUCUUCACUCUCUUGUGUAUGUGUCUGCUUUCAUCAUGCAGAAUAAGAUCUGGUUCAUUCAUUUUCUAUCACCAACAUUUUCACUCUAUAUGAAUCAUGGCUUAUUCCAAAAUUUAAAAGUUAUUAAAAUUCACUGUUUAUGUAAAAUGUAGUGUGAAAACAAGAAUUUUGGAUUAAAACUUUACAACUACCAUCAUGUCACUGGAGCGUCUUGCAAUAAACU